UAAAACCGGUCGCUGCACCAUUGAUCUUUGAACAUACAUUCGCCAAUAUGCCAGCAUCACGAGCCUCAGUCGUGCGACUUUUGUCCGCUACCACACAUCAAGGCUGCCGAGGAUGCGGGAGGACACAUGGAUCUGCUCAUCGCAGUCUUGCGACCCCCGCUGACAUGCCCAUCGGGAUGCCACCGGGAAAGAGCGAAUAUGCUUUCGAGAUGGCUGCUUCAAAUCUAAGAUUCGGAGUUGGAGCGACCAAUGAGGUCGGUAUGGAUCUUGCCAACAUGAUCAAUAGUCUGCCACCUUCUGAACGACACAACGCCAAGAUCGGAGUGUUCACGGACAAGAACGUAGCUCACUUAGCAGUCAUGCAAAAGGUGGAGGCGAGUUUAAAGAGGGAAGGCUUGGACUGGCAACUGUUCGACAAAGUCUCUGUAGAGCCCACCGAUGAUUCCUGGAGGAAUGCGAUCGACUGGACGAGAAAUUCCAACAUUACUCACUUUUUGGCCGUUGGAGGUGGAUCUGUCAUGGAUACUGCGAAAGCUGCCAACCUGUUUGCCAACUAUCCCGAAGCGGAUCUCAUGGACUUUAUCAACGCUCCAAUUGGCAAAGGUCGACCGAUCGAUAAAAAACUUAGCCCGAUCAUCGCCAUCCCUACAACCGCGGGUACAGGUUCAGAGACGACCGGAACUGCCAUCUUGGACAUCAAAGCUAAAAAAUUCAAGACUGGUAUCGCGUCUCGAGCCUUGAAGCCAACUCUUGGAAUCGUCGAUCUGGAUAACACAGCCACGUGUCCCAAACACGUAGCCAUCAGUGCAGGUCUUGAUGUCCUGUUCCAUUCGUUGGAAAGCUGGACAGCCAUCCCAUACUCUGAGCGUUCGCCUCGGCCUGCCAACCCACUCCUUCGACCCGCUUACCAAGGAUCCAAUCCCAUCUCUGACAUCUUCUCGUUCUGGGCCCUGAAGCAGACCGUCAAAUAUCUCCCAAGAAUCGCUCGAGAUCCCGGUGACGUCGAAGCUAGACAACAGAUGCUCUUGGCAGCUUCAUCAGCAGGAAUUGGAUUCGGCAACGCAGGUGUCCACAUGCCCCACGCGUUCUCUUACCCCAUUUCUUCCCUCAACAAGGCGAGGGCAAAGGAGAGGCAAUACAUGCACCCUUCUUACGAUCCCAACGUUGCUUUGAUCCCGCAUGGAGUAGCAGUCUCUUUGACCGCCCCGGCAGUCUUCGAAUUUACAGCUCCUGCUUCUCCUCAAAGACAUCGAGAGGCGGCCGCGGUAUUCAUGGGAGAUCGAGCGGGAGAACUAGACAGAGUCAGAGAUGAGGAUAUAGGAAGGGUCCUGGGAGAAGAAGUGAGGAGGUUCUUGGACCUCGUAGAGGUGCCGAGAGGCCUUCAAGGUGUUGGAUACCUCAAUGAGGACAUUUCAUCGCUCGUGCAAGGAGCGCUGCCUCAACGCCGAGUCUUGGACCUCGCCCCGCUUCUUUCUAGCGAGACUGCGGAACAAGUGGAACAGCUCACUGGAAUCAUUGAAAACUCUAUGAAGUGGUAGGGAGAGACAGUAGGUAGAUCCAUCAUACCAGAUCUAGUCUAUGCACUCGAGUUUGUCGCACCAUGCAAUUUGACUGCCAUCGAGAC
This is a messenger RNA of Kockovaella imperatae, 1624 nucleotides long. Its product is annotated as alcohol dehydrogenase. NCBI's taxonomy places the organism in Eukaryota, Fungi, Basidiomycota, Tremellomycetes, Tremellales, Cuniculitremaceae. Gene Ontology annotation, molecular function: alcohol dehydrogenase (NAD+) activity; metal ion binding. The transcript has 4 exons. The coding region runs from base 48 to 1538 and encodes 496 amino acids. The record is from RefSeq and is a predicted model, not a curated record. Gene Ontology annotation, cellular component: mitochondrion.